UUCAGAAAUACUGCAAUAUUUAUACUCUGCCCUUGUACGUGCCACGGACAGGCAAGGAGAAAGAGAUUUCACACUGAGCGAAAACGCCAAAAUGAAUCAACUACUGAAGCUGCCCCGGCUGGCCACCAGAGCCUUUACCACAACAGCCAGACAGAUGAAGAACAGGGUGCCGGAGCACCAGAAGCUAUUCCAGGCGGACAAUGGAUUGCCUGUCCACAUCAAGGGAGGGACCACUGAUGUUGUCCUCUAUCGUAUAACGAUGACCAUAACCCUCGCAGGUACUGGAUACUCCUUAUUCUGGCUUCUUUGUGCCUGUCAGCCUACAUGCAAAUGAGCGAGGGUGCCCAGCAAAUGCAUUUAUUAGUUGUAUAACUCAGAAGUUCCAUUCAAAUUCAGUGUCAUGCCACACUGUGCAGAAUAAAACCGGCGGUCAUGCCUCUGUCUAA
Molecule: messenger RNA, 446 nt
Organism: Esox lucius (northern pike)
Lineage: Eukaryota; Metazoa; Chordata; Actinopteri; Esociformes; Esocidae
Gene: cox7a1
Product: cytochrome c oxidase subunit 7A2, mitochondrial
Exons: 4
Coding region: 92-334 (80 amino acids)
Biological process (GO): regulation of oxidative phosphorylation; mitochondrial respirasome assembly; mitochondrial electron transport, cytochrome c to oxygen
Source: RefSeq, a predicted model, not a curated record